AAAAUGUUCACAUAUCGAUCCAGCAGAAGCUUCAGUACUGUCUGUAACAUAGGCACCGUGUUACGUCCAAAGCUUUCUGGAUCUGAAGGAUGAGACUCCUUCGUUCGUUAUUGGGAGUUUCACUCCUGGUGACUGUGGUGAAUUGUGCAGCUCCUUUCGAGAGGAUACCAACGCUCAUCGAACGAGCAGCGACCGUCGAUGAAGGUUACCGUUUGCAGCGGGUUUCCGAGCCACUGUCGUACAGCUUAUAUCUCGACAUCAGUGAUGAAAAUUUUUACUCCUAUCGAGGCUCGGUCGAUAUCGAGAUGCGCUUUCUGGAUACGAGCAAUCACUUCUAUCUGAGCAACGAUGGAGUGGUAAUCGAUCGUGACAGUAUCAAAGUGACCAAACCGAACGGAGAAGAUCUGCCGUUAAGAGAUUUGAUAUCGAUGGAGAAAUACGAACAGCUGCUAUUUUAUUUCAACGAGCGAUUGGAACAAAAUGCAGUUUACAAGGUACAUAUUGAGUUCUCCAAUACCAUUGGAACAGAACUUAAGGGAUUGUAUCGGAGUAGCUAUGCGGUAGGAAACACAACGAGGUACAUCGCUACAACUCAUUUCGAAUCAACUUACGCUCGAAGCGUAUUUCCAUGCUACGAUGAACCAUCCUACAAGGCAUAUUUCGACGUCACAAUCCGUCAUCGUUCCAGAUACCAUGCGCUGUCCAAUAUGCCAAUUAAAGAAAGAACCGAAGAUGAUAAUGAGUUUGCAACUACUAAAUUCGAGAGAUCUCCUUAUAUCUCAAGUUAUCUGCUUGCUUUUAUCGUAUCUGAUUACAAAACGCUGUCGGAUGAGAGAGAUCGCAUCAAGGUGUAUGCUCCGGAAAACCAAGUGCAGCAUACAACCUACGCUAGAGAAUUUGCUCAAAAAUCGCUUCAAAUGCUGGAAGAUCUUUUGGGUCACGAAUUUCAGCUGCCGAAAGUAGAUUUGAUCGCCAUUCCAGACUUCAACAUGGGUGCCAUGGAGAAUUGGGGUCUUAUAACGUUCCGCGCGGUUUAUCUGAUCUACGAUGAUGCGACGACGACGGCUCGCACCAAGCAAAACAUUGCCGAUCUGAUUACGCACGAGUUCGUGCAUUCGUGGUUCGGUAACGAGGUGACUCCGGAGUGGUGGACAUAUCUAUGGUUGAGCGAGGGAUUUGCAAGAUAUUUUGAGUAUUACGUGACCUCGCAAAUUGAGGACGAAUGGCACCUAUGGGAACAGUUCGUGGUGAACAACGUGCACUCCGCCUUUUCCCAGGACGAUAAGGUAGAUAAUCGACCGAUGAGCUUCUACGCUACUGAACCGGAUGUACUGAAUGGGUUGUUUGACUAUGUGGUGUAUGCUAAAAGUGCGUCGGUUAUUCGAAUGUUCCAAAAUGUAAUUGGGUUCGAUACGUUCAAAGCAGCUUUGAAUGAUUACAUUGCAAGUCGUAGUUACAUGACUACGAAACCAGAUUAUCUGUACGAAAGUAUAGAAAAGUUUAACGAAGUUCCGAUGCCAGACAGCGUCAAAACUGUGUUCAACAAUUGGGCAGACAAUGCUGGUUACCCGGUAGUGAAAGUUACUAGAAAUGGAAGAUUGGUCACAUGUGCUCAGAAGCGCUUCUGGAUGCCUGUGGAAGGACAAACUGCUCCCAAGGAUACCAAAUUUUACGUACCCCUUAACUAUGCUACCUCUACGGAUGCUGAUUUCAACGAUACAACAGCAGUGGACUGGUUGACUCCAGAUGUCCCAGAGUACACCAAGGAACUACCAACGGACAUCGAUUGGAUUAUUGUGAACAAACAACAAACUGGAUUCUACAGAGUCAACUACGACAACGACAACUGGGUUGCGUUGAUCGAGUUGUUGAAAUCCGAAAAACUGAACACCAUUCCGGUUAUAAAUCGUGCGCAAUUGGUUGACGAUGCAAGCAACCUUGCCAAAGCUGGAGAGUUGAGCUACGAAAUUGCUCUAUCUUUGUUGGAAUACUUGGAAAUGGAAAGCGAAUACAUCCCGUGGAGUACGGCUUACAAUGCGCUAAUCCACAUGAACAGAAUGCUUUCCAGUAAUGAAAACUAUUCCAGAUUCGAAGACUUCAUGAGAAAAAUUACGUCCCGAAUGUACGAAAGAGUUGCCCUGACCGGAACGACCCAUCACAUCAACAGACUCCAUCGGGCAAAUACGGUCUAUUUGGCGUGCUACUUCGGUGUGAAGGCAUGUGUUGAUGAUUCUCAGACGUUAAUGCAGCAGAUGAUGAACGACGAGUCCUUCGUAGUUCCUGAGGAGGCUCAAGCUGCGGCGUUUUGUGCCUUCAACAGACAUGUAACCGCUCCGAAUGGCGAUUUGUUGCAGAUGCUUUUCGAUCGGUAUCUUCCUAUUCAAAGCAACGACAACGGUCUGAUUGGUCGUUUUAUCACCGGAAUGGGUUGCACCAGAAAUACAACUAUGCUUGAGCAAUAUCUUGCGCUAACCGUUCUCAACUUGCCGGGAUUCCAGCUGACUGGUACAGAGAGGAAUCAGAUCUUGGUGGCAGUGCUGAGUGGAAGCCACGAAGGACUUCGUACAAGCUUGCAGUUCAUGUUGGAAUACUAUCCGGACAUUUCGUACAUGUUUGGGUCAGUGGCGAACAUCUUCACAGAGUUUGGGAAUAGAAUCAGCGAUAAGGGAGGAUUCGAAACGCUUCAAGACAUCGUGGCCAAAUACGGAGGGGUGUUCACAGAUUCGGUGAGAUCUGCCGCCAGCAAGGCUCUCAUCCAAGCCGAACGGAACCUCGCCUGGGUGAAUGAACAUGCGGAAGCCAUUGGCAGCUGGCUAGUUUCAAACGACUACACCCUCAGUACGACGACCGUCAAACCGGACAAAGGUGGGGCUUCUUCAGUUGUGGCCGGAUUUGUACUGACCCUUGCUAUGGUAUUCGCUACUUUAAUACACUAAGCCAAUCGAUA
Molecule: messenger RNA, 2947 nt
Organism: Aedes albopictus (Asian tiger mosquito)
Lineage: Eukaryota; Metazoa; Arthropoda; Insecta; Diptera; Culicidae
Product: aminopeptidase N-like
Exons: 5
Coding region: 90-2936 (948 amino acids)
Biological process (GO): peptide catabolic process; proteolysis
Cellular component (GO): cytoplasm
Molecular function (GO): peptide binding; zinc ion binding; metalloaminopeptidase activity
Source: RefSeq, a predicted model, not a curated record